AACGCGCCAAGGCGCAUGCGCAUAGCGUUUUCUUGUACCUCAUCUCUGUUCUACCUAGAGGAGCGACCCCGCAUCAGUCCCAGGCUGUAGUUCACCUGGAGCCGCGAGAAAACCCCUCAGAGGUUACGAGGCCAGGUCCUGCAAUGGGAUGUAGUCUCUGUCGGAUGAGCGAAACCAAGAGACAAACCCAGAGCGAGCGUCUGUUAAAACCUGUACAGUAGCAUCAGAUUUGCGCAGAGCCGGCAAGCCGUGGAAAGCAGCAGCUCUGCCGCCAAACCGAAAUGUCGGAUGUCACUUCACCAACUCCAGAACCUCCUCAAAUCGUCAACCCUCCGCCUCCAGAGGUGACGAACACCACUAAACCCGGCCGCAAGACCAAUCAGCUGCAGUACAUGCAGAAUGUCGUGGUCAAGACUCUGUGGAAGCAUCAGUUUGCAUGGCCGUUUUACCAGCCAGUCGAUGCUAUCAAACUCGGAUUGCCGGACUAUCACAAGAUAAUCAAGAAUCCGAUGGACAUGGGCACCAUCAAGAAAAGGCUGGAGAACGUAUACUACUGGAGUGCCAGCGAAUGUAUGCAAGACUUCAAUACAAUGUUUACCAACUGUUACAUCUACAACAAGCCAACAGAUGACAUCGUCUUAAUGGCACAAGCGUUGGAGAAGAUCUUCCUGCAGAAGGUUGCUCUGAUGCCCCAAGAGGAAGUUGAGUUGCUUCCUCCUGCCCCUAAAGCGAAAGGUCGCAAACCUGGACCAGGUCAGCAGGAGGGAACUGUGACUUCUGGCUCUCCGACUUCCCCAUUCCCUGAUGCCACGUCGCCGGAACCUCAGCUGCCAGUCAUCUCUCCUCCUGUGCCAGCUAUCACGCCCAGCACACCCGCUGUACAGAACACACCCACCACUCCCAUCAUGCCUGGCAUGCCACCCUCUCAACCCUUCGGCAAGAAGAAAGGGGUCAAGAGGAAAGCAGACACCACCACACCCACUACCUCUGCCAUCACGGCCAGCAGAAGCGAAUCGCCAAUACCCCUCUCCGAGAGCAAGCAGGCCAAAGUGGCAUUGCGGAGAGAAAGCACCGGGCGACCCAUCAAACCACCCAAGAAGGACUUGGACGACGGAGAAGCGGGUCAACCCGGGAGCAAACGAGGCCGGCUCACCGAGCACCUCAAACACUGCAGCACCAUCCUGAAAGAAAUGCUUUCAAAAAAGCACGCGGCAUACGCUUGGCCGUUUUACAAACCCGUUGAUGCUGAAGCACUCGAACUGCAUGACUACCAUGACAUCAUCAAACACCCUAUGGACUUAAGUACAGUCAAAAAAAAGAUGGACAGUCGGGAGUACCCAGAUGCACAGAGCUUCGCCACAGAUGUGCGAUUAAUGUUCUCAAAUUGUUAUAAGUACAACCCGCCUGACCAUGAGGUCGUCGCCAUGGCACGAAAACUACAGGACAUGUUUGAGAUGCGUUUCGCUAAGAUGCCAGACGAGCCGGCGGAGGUGAACGUGGCGGGCGCUGCCGCUGGAGCGGGCGUGGUCAGUAAAAGCACAGCGAGCAGUGAGAGCAGCGGUGACUCCUCUAGCUCGGACAGCUCCGACUCAGAGGAGGAGAGGGCCACGCGCCUCGCCGAGCUGCAGGAACAGGUGGGUGCGGAACAGCUGAAAGCCGUCCACGAGCAGCUAGCUGCUCUCUCACAGGCUCCCGUCACCAAACCAAAGAAGAAGAAAGAGAAGAAGGACAAGGACAAGAAAAAGAAAGACAACAAGCAGCUCAACAAAAGCAAGCUCGAGGAGGAUAAGAAGGCUAAGGCGGGGCAGCCUGCGAAACCGACCCAGCAGAAAAAGGCGCCAGCCAGGAAAGCCAACAGCACGGUCCCUGGCAACAGGCAAGCUAAGAAGGGAGCCAGAGGAGGACUAGGGUACGAGUCGGAGGACGAAGACGCGGCCCUUCCCAUGACGUACGACGAGAAGCGGCAGCUGAGUCUGGACAUUAACCGGCUGCCCGGAGAGAAGCUGGGCAGAGUGGUGCACAUCAUCCAGUCCCGGGAGCCUUCUCUGCGAGACUCCAACCCCGAUGAGAUCGAGAUCGAUUUCGAGACCCUCAAGCCCUCCACCCUGCGCGAGCUCGAGCGAUACGUCAAAACCUGUUUACAGAAGAAACAAAGGAGACCUUUACAGAAAGGUGGCACCGGCCCAGGUUCGGGUCCCUCCCGGCUCAGCGGCAGCAGCAGCUCUUCAGACUCGGGCAGCAGCAGCUCUAGCGGCUCUACUUCAGACAGCAGUGACUCCGACUGAUCCCCUUUUUUUAUUUUUCCCCACUUUUAAUUUCUUCUACUUUUUUAAUGUCAUAUGCAGUCGUGAUUGUUUCUCCAAGACUUUUUUAUAAGAGAGAGAAAAAUGAAAAUGCGUCAUGUCUGAACUUGAUUUUUUUUUUUUUUUUUUUUUUUUUUUCUAAAAAAUACCAGUACGGGAAAAAAUAUAUAUAUAAAAAAAAGGUAAAUUAAGCGAUUAUUUCCACCAAUUGUGUAAGGGUGUUUUAGAUCAGUCAAGCUAUAAGGAAAAACAUAAUUUUCUGAAGUUUUUGUGUGGAAAGAAAGUAAACUGAACCUUCCCAACCCGAUUGUAGAUGGGUUGAAAUUUAGAAGGGGCGGGGAGACAGAAACCAAUGGCAUCUCUGGGCAAAAAUGAAUAAAAUAAAAGCUCAUGGACAUUUUAUAUAUUUUUGAUGCUCACGAUUUAAAAAAUCGUCUCCUCUUUAAUGUGCGGGCUGUUUAUUUAUUUUUUAUUUUUUCCUUGAUUUCUUUACAGCUUAAUUUUUUCCCCAUAUUUGUCCCAUCAAUAGAUUUUUUUUUUCUUUUCUUUUCUUUAAAGGAACAUUCAGAAAAAUCUACAUUUUCUACAUCCGAAUCCUUCAGCAUUCAAGAUGCAAAAAGUAAUUUCUCAGUUAAAAACCUAAACUAUUGUGUUUUUGGCACCAACUCCAAGAUGACGGUGUGUGUGUGUGUUUGGAAUGGGGGGGGGAGUUUUCAAACACUCGACCUAUUGAGGUGCUAGUCUUCCUUCCUUCUAAACCACGUUCACGAGUGAAUGUUUCUCAGCCCUGUGUGAUUUUAGUGACAGCUCUGUCUCUUCACAUCUUAAUUAUUUUUCCAACAGAAAUCCAUGUACUUCAAACACUUAAAUGCUGUUAAAUAAUAAAUAACCCUUUAGGAAGUUUAGUGUCUUUUGGAAUGAUCAUGGAAUCGCAGAGUCUUCCUCCAGUCAUGCUCAAACAACAUUGAUCUUUGAAUGUAAGGCAAAAAGCAGGUGUUAAAUUACAUGUGUACAUUGUUAUAUGAAUAAAUGCUUGUUUAUUGCCCAG
Messenger RNA from Clarias gariepinus (North African catfish), 3351 nucleotides. It is a transcript of the gene brd3a, whose product is annotated as bromodomain containing 3a. The record is from RefSeq and is a predicted model, not a curated record. NCBI's taxonomy places the organism in Eukaryota, Metazoa, Chordata, Actinopteri, Siluriformes, Clariidae. The transcript has 11 exons. Gene Ontology annotation, cellular component: chromatin; nucleus. Gene Ontology annotation, biological process: chromatin remodeling; regulation of DNA-templated transcription. Bases 282 to 2285 code for a protein of 667 amino acids.